UUAAUACCUGGAAAAAAAUCUAAUAAAAUAAACAUAUACAUAACCAACUCAUUCAACCUCUUCUUUUCCAUUUUCCCUGCCAACUUAUUCGCCUCAAUUCAAAAAUCUAGACCUAAAAACAAAAUCACAAAAUUCCCAAAACAAAAUCCUCUGUUUCAUUUUUUUUUUUAUUUUACUUCUUACUAUGCCCGCAAAAGGGCUUGUUAAUCCAAAUCCCCAUAUUGUUAUUUCCAACAACAAUGGCUUCCGGUUACCCCAAAAACUACAGUAUGUUCUCUGAAAAUGAAGGUGGCCUUAAGCCGCCGCCGUACCGCCGGAACAUCCCUCGGUACCAGUCUUACAACAACAGCAAGAAAUCUAGCUCAAGCUGUUGUUUUCGGUGCAUAGGCUGCUUCUAUUGCUGCCUAUUUCUCCUGGUUUUUCUCUCUGCCAUCCUCACUUUCUACCUCUACACAAUGUACAGGCCUCAGGUCCCAAACUACGGCGUCAACAACUUUUCCGUCAACACCUUCAAUGUCAUGAAGGACUUCAGCCUCGAAGCCGAGUUCGUGGUCGUCGUGAAAGCCGACAACCCGAACGAGCAUAUCGGUUUCAUCUACGGCAAGGAAAGCUACGUUAUUGUAACGUAUUCGAAUUCGGAACUCUGCUCGGGGAAGCUGCCGGCGUUUCACCAGCCGGUGAAGAACACGACUCUGAUGAGUGUGGUGUUGAAAGGGAAGAGCGAGUUCGGGUCGGGGAUGCAGGAGGUGCUCAUGGAUAACCGACACACCGGGAAGAUUCCUCUGUUUGUGAAGGUUAAGGUGCCUGUGAGUGUGGUGUUGGGGAGUCUUCCGUUGAGACAGGUUGUGGUUUUUGUCAACUGUUCUUUGGUGGUUGAUAACUUGCAACCCAACAAGAAAGCAAGGAUUUUGUCCAGUAAAUACAGUUACAAUGUCGAGUUUUGAAUAUUAUUUGGUAAUGAUGGUGAUGAUGAAGAUUUUGAUUAGGGGAAAGAAAAUAUAUAAAUUUAGGUUAGUUUUUGUGAUUGAUGCAUGCAAAUCUAUUCUUUUGUUAUAUAUUGCAAUUAAAGAAAAGAAGGAGAAAAAAAAAAGAAGCAAAUACAUGGAGAUUUUUUUUUUU
Molecule: messenger RNA, 1119 nt
Organism: Cannabis sativa
Lineage: Eukaryota; Viridiplantae; Streptophyta; Magnoliopsida; Rosales; Cannabaceae
Product: NDR1/HIN1-like protein 13
Exons: 1
Coding region: 240-944 (234 amino acids)
Cellular component (GO): plasma membrane
Source: RefSeq, a predicted model, not a curated record